Messenger RNA from Tachysurus fulvidraco (yellow catfish), 8782 nucleotides. RefSeq names its product von Willebrand factor (gene vwf). NCBI's taxonomy places the organism in Eukaryota, Metazoa, Chordata, Actinopteri, Siluriformes, Bagridae. The transcript is spliced from 52 exons. Gene Ontology annotation, molecular function: protein binding. Gene Ontology annotation, biological process: blood coagulation; cell-substrate adhesion. The record is from RefSeq and is a predicted model, not a curated record. The coding region runs from base 150 to 8630 and encodes 2826 amino acids. Gene Ontology annotation, cellular component: extracellular matrix.
CUCUCUUUUUUCAUUCCUAUAAAAUCACACCUUCUCUUCUCCACACAGCUCCAGAUCGACAAUCCUGAAGCUCUGAGAACCAGAGACUGUAGGAGGAGAACACCAGACAAGCCAGGCAGGUGAAGAGGCUCGACACACUUCUCCUGAAGAUGGAGACAAUUCUGUCGAGACCAUUAAAUGUCCUCACUGGAAUUUUGCUCCUACAUUUAACAGGGUGUGUGUUGGCGGAUGCGUCGGGUCGCUGCAGUGUGUUCGGGCGUCAGCACAUACACACGUUUGAUGGAGUGAUUUAUGAGUUUGCUGGUGAUUGUAGCUACAUGAUGGCUGGAGACUGUCAGAGCAGAACUUUCUCAAUCCUGGGUGAUUUCUCACAAGGUAGGAGGAAGGGAGUGAGUGUGUUCCUUGGUGAGAUCUUUGAGUUGCGUUUGUCUGUUGAUGGAACUCUAACUCAACAAGGAGAGAGGCUCCAGCUGCCCUAUGCCUCUAACUCUGUGUUUGCGGGUUAUGAGUUGGGCAGUGUGCGUUUGUGGAGUGAAGAGUUCGGCUUCUCUGUUCACAUCGACCCGACUCACAACAUCCAGAUCGCACUCAGCAAACAGCACAAGAACCGAACCUGUGGUCUGUGUGGGAACUUUAACUCCGCCCCCAGUGAUGACUACACAGCACAAGAAGGUUUUUUGACGAAGGACGAAUAUGACUUUGCCAAUUCUUGGGCCCUAAACGGUGCAGGGAAAGUGUGUAAGCGAGUGAAAGCACCGUCUCAGACCUGCAACACUACAAGAAACUCAGAACAGUUGAUGUCACAGUGUGAGCUUCUGCGCACCUCGGCAGUGUUCCUGCGCUGUAACCACCUGGUGGAUGUAGAUGCCUUCCUGGCGGUGUGUGAGUCGGAUGUGUGCCACUGUAGAGAUGGCGGGGAGUGUGUGUGCCACGCCCUGCUGGAGUACGCACGCACCUGCGCCAGCCACGGACUUGUCCUGCAUGGCUGGCACACACAGAACCAGUGCACUCCGAAGUGUCCAAUAGGAAUGCAGUACACUGAAUGUGCUAAGCCUUGUUCCACUUCAUGUCAAAGCCUUAACAUCCAUGAGCUCUGCAGGGACGAGUGUGUAGACGGCUGCACCUGUGCAGCGGGUAAGGUGCUGGAUCGAGAACAGUGUGUCGAUGUUUCUCAGUGUUCAUGUCAGCACACAGGAAAACGCUUCCCUCCUGGAUCCUCUGUCUCACAGGACUGCAAUACAUGUGUGUGUCGUCAUGGGUCGUGGGAGUGCACCAAUGAGGAAUGUCCAGGAGAGUGUGUGGUUACAGGACAGUCCCACUUUAAGACCUUUGAUGAUAAAUUCUUCACCUUCAGUGGAAUCUGUCAGUACCUGUUGGCUAAAGAUUGUCACAGCAGCACCUUCUCCGUCCUCAUAGACACUGUGCAGUGUGCAGACGACCCCGAUGCCGUGUGCACACGUUCGGUCACACUGAUGCUCCACGAUCUAACCAAUCAGACGAUCAGGCUGAAGCAUGGGGGCGUGGUCAGUGUAGGUGGCAUCGAUGCUCAAACUCCAUUAAUUAACGGACGCCUGCGUGUCCAGAGUACAGUGUUGUCAUCAGUGAGACUGAACUUUGGAAAUGAUCUUCAGCUGGACUGGGAUGGUCAUGGUCGUGUGCAGCUCAAGCUGAGUCCAGUCUAUGCAGAGAAAACAUGUGGUCUGUGUGGUAACUAUAACGGUAACCAAGGAGACGACUUCCUGACGGCGGGAGGUCUGGUGGAGACACAAGUGGAGGGUUUCGGGAACUCAUGGAAGAUAAAUGCUGAGUGUGACAAUGUUGUGAAACAACCCAAUGACCCCUGCAGCUUAAACCCAAAGAGAUUGAAUUUUGCAGAGGAGUCAUGUGCAGUGAUGCUGUCAGUCCGCUUUGAAGCGUGUCACCACAAAGUGAACCCGAGUCCGUAUGUGAAGAACUGCCGUUAUGACGUGUGCUCCUGCGCAGACGGACACGAGUGCCUGUGUGCAGCCGUGAGCAGCUACGCAGCCGCAUGCGCAGCCCGGGGAGUGUUGCUGGACUGGAGGGGACAGGGGUACUGUGAGUUGACAUGUCCAGGUGAUCAGGUGUACGAGGUGUGUGGGAAUGUGUGUAAUCAGACGUGUCACUCUCUCUCUGUGCCGGACACCGAGUGUGUGAGUGUGUGUGAUGAGGGAUGUUUCUGUCCUCGUGGUUUGUACCUGAGUGACACGGGUGAGUGUGUAUCACCUGAACACUGCUCCUGUCACCACCAAGGAGAGAUCUACCAACCCAACGACAUGUUCGCUGAUCACAACUCCAUCUGUUACUGUGAGAAUGGUGUGAUGCGCUGUAGCUCCAGUGAUCUCACCCCCGCUGUCCUCUCAGACCUGUUCUUUGAUGAACCUUCACCUUCUCGAGAGCGGCGGUCUCUCUCCUGUCCGGUUCCUCUGCGCUGGUUGCAGUGUGAGAGCUCGAGAGAUGUCGGCAUCGAAUGUGCAAAAACGUGUCAGAAUUUUGAUCUGGAGUGUGUGAGCCAGGGCUGUGUCACCGGCUGUGUAUGUCCAGCUGGGACGGUUCGUUACAGAAGAGACUGUAUUCCUCCAGACCAGUGCCCUUGUUUCCAUAACAACCACGCUUACGCUCCAGGACAGAGCGUUAACGUCGACUGCAACACCUGUGUGUGUGAAGGCCGACAGUGGAAGUGCACUCAGAGGUUGUGUGACGGUGUGUGUCGGACAAUCGGAGAGUCACAUUACAUCAGCUUCGAUGGACUGAAGUUCUCCUUCCCAGGACGCUGUCAGUACGUCCUCGCUCAGGAUUACUGUAAUGGAGUGGAUGGAACGUUCCGGGUGCUGGUGGAAAACUCAGCCUGUGGGGUCAUAGGUCAGCGGUGCAGUAAGAGCAUCAGUGUGUUUUACAUGGGAGGACUGAUCAUCAUGGAGAAAGGAGAGGUGAAGAUGAGGAGGCCGGUGAUGAAGGACACAGAUGUUGAGAUCAUACGUUCUGGACUUUACCACAUCGUUCUUCUUGGAAAACACAUUUCUCUCACCUGGGACAUGGGAACACGGAUUAUACUGCAGAUCAACAGUGUUUACAGGAGUAAGGUCUGUGGUCUGUGUGGAAACUUUGAUGGCAGUCAGAAUAAUGAUCAGUUGAGCAGUAAUAAUCAGAUGGAAGUGGAUCCUAUAGAUUUCGGAAACUCGUGGAAGGUUCGGCCGAGCUGCGCUGACGCUGUUCAGGUGCCUUCUGAGUGCAGUAUUGACAUGGUGAAACUGGUGACAGUGGAGCAGUCGUGCCGUGUACUCAGUAGCGCCCCCUUCAGGGAGUGUAACAGUGUGGUGGAUUCUGAGCCGUUCUGGGAGAUCUGCACUCACGACACAUGCUCGUGUUCGUCUGUCGGAGACUGCACGUGUUUUUGUGACGCCGUCGCUGCCUACGCCCACGAGUGUGCUCAGAGGGGCGUGAUAGUGGAGUGGAGGUCCAAUGAUCUGUGCCCUCUGAGCUGUGAGGAGCUGAAUAAAGAUGCAGGUUUGGAGUGUGAGUGGCAUUAUAACGCCUGUGGUAAAGCCUGUCCUGUAACCUGUCAACAUCCACAACCCUUAAACUGCCCCAGCAGCUGCAUCGAGGGCUGCCACGCCUCCUGCCCACCAGGUCAGGUCUUAGACGAGGUUCUGCAGCGUUGCGUGGAUCCAUCUCAGUGUCAGGUGUGUUUGCAUGGAGGAGAACGGAUUUCACACGGAAAGCAGAUCAUUCUCAAUCACGAUGACCCCCAUCUCUGUCAGAUAUGUAAUUGUGAGGAGAACAAGUUAACGUGUGGACCAUGUCCUGUGUCUGUCCCGACCUCCACACUGAGCCCUGACACUGACGUCACCACACCCACACCGCUGCCCUUCUCUACAGCCGUGCCUGAGGAUGCCUGUGAUCGAGCAAUGGACCUGGCCUUCCUGGUGGAUGGGUCUUCAUCUCUCAGUGAGGAAGACUUCGGCUUGGUCAAGCUCUUUAUCCUGGGUGUGGUGGACCGUUUCCGUAUGGGCUCAGCACACACCCGUGCUACGGUGCUCCUCUUCCAUUCUGGAGUAAAGAGCUAUGAUAUGCAGGUGCAGAAGUGGAUCUUCAAGAAAAUGGUGCGUGACAUGCACUACAGCGGCGGUGACGUAGCCUUUAUGGAUGAAGCCAUCAAGUAUCUGUCAGUUUACAUUUACGACAAGAACAAGCGAGAACACGCAGGUCGUGUCGCUAUUUUGUUGACGGCAAGUAAAAACCCCCGACCCAUGCGCACCACUCAGCGCCUGCUGAAGAAGAAAGACAUCACAGUUCUCACCAUCGCUCUGGGACCCGAGGUCAACAUGGCGCAGGUCAAUGACAUCACAAAAGCCACACCUAGUAGUCGGUUGUAUGUUCUGAGCAGUGCAGGAGAGCUGGACAGCCGAGCUUUAGAGAUUACAGACCACCUGUGUACCUUGGGGUUGGACCCUAAACCUCUAAAGAAAACAACCACUCAGAAAUCCACAACAUCUUCAUCCACUAGCUACACCACCACGAGUCCUGUAGCAGUCCGGCUCAGCACAUCACCCGCCACUGUUCCUCCAUCUGCUGCCAUUAUGACUCCAUUUCCCAGCAUCCUCAAUCCUGGAACUACUCUUCGACCUCCUAAUGCGACCUUGCAUGACAUCACCAUCCUCCUUGAGGGGUCAGAUAGCGUUGGGGAAGAUAGUUUCAACCGCACCCUAGAUGCACUUGUUGAUGUCCUGGCCUCAUUUGAAGAGCAAGACGAAGAGCACUAUCGCAUCACAGUGAUUCAGUACUCCUUCACGGUUACCGUGGAGAUCACCCGAAUGGAGCUUCUACACAGAGAACAGCUCUUGCGCCAACUGCAGAAGAUCCGCUUCCGAGGUGGCGAGCAGAUCAACACGGGCCACGCCAUCCGUUCCGUCUACGAGUCCAUCACCACUAAAAUGCCAAGUCGCUCUCCAGACCAGAUGGUGUUCCUCAUAACACAAAAUCCACCCACUGAUGUGAUCCAAAGGCCACCAAGCUCCACCCACACGCAGAUCAUUCCCAUUGGGAUUGGUCCACAAGUGAGGGAGGUGGAUCUCGAAACUCUGAGUUUCCCUCAUGCACCAAUCAUGUUGAAGAACACAGAGCAGCUGAGAACACUGGGACCCCUGCUGGUCAAUAUCAGUAGGACACACAAAAGACCGUUUACGCCUGUGUUGCCACCAAGAGCCACACUGCCCCCUGCAGUGCCCUGCUCCAAGCCUAUGGAUGUUCUGUUUUUGCUCAGAGCUUCUUCUGGGGAUCAGUUUGAGGAUCUGAAAUCAUUUGUCAAAUCCUUUAUAAGAAACACUGAUAUCAGUCAGAACAGAACUCAGGUAGCCGUGAUGAUGUACGGAGAGAAACCCGUGGAGUCUCUGAGCUGGAGAGAUACACAGAACUCAGAACAUCUUCUUCAGCUGCUGGACAAAUUACAGAACAAAGCCGAUACUUCAGCAAAACUGGGCGCUGCAUUACGAUUGGCUGUUCAGAGUUCUAUUUCCUCCACAAGUGGAGGCCGGAUGGGCGUGGCCAAGGUGGUGGUGAUGCUGGUGACUGACAGGUCAACUGACUCGGUGCAGGAGCCUGCAAACGAGGCAUUAACGGCAGGUGUGUCAGUAUUCCCUAUCGGAGUGGGUAGGCAGUAUGACAGGAAUGAGCUGUUUGUGCUCGCUGGUCCUCACACACAUGAGAACAUCAUAGAGCUGAGGAGCAUGAAUGACCUGCUCACCAUGGUUACGCUGGACAGAUCCUUCACUGACAAACUCUGCAGGGCGGGUCCUCCUGGAGUAUGUGUGGAUGAUGAUGGAAUGGAGAGGAAGCCUGGAGAGACAUGGCUGUUAGCAGAUGGCUGUCACUCGUUGCUCUGUAAUCCCUCUGGAGUCGUGACCCUGCAGAGCCACAGAGUGAACUGUGAGAGACUGGAGCGUCCGAGCUGCAAAAACAACCUCCGUGCUAUAAAAGUAAACCAGACAUGUGGAUGUACCUGGACCUGCCCCUGUAUGUGUAUCGGCAGCUCCACCAGUCACGUGGUGUCGUUUGGGGGCGUGGCUCUGAAACUGAAAGGUGCUUGCUCCUAUUCUCUGCUUCGAAUCGGAGGGGCGGAGCUUGUGCUUAACAUGGCCAAAUGUCGGGACUCGCCCAGUCAGAUCUGUAUGAAGAGCCUGGAACUGAGAGAAGGUGGAGCUCGUGUGGUAUUGGGAGACGAUAUGAAGGUGACAGUAGAUGGUGUGGUUACUCCAGUACCCUUCAGACGAGAUGGUGUAGCUGUCACACAGAUUGGAGCUCUUCUUCAUCAGCUACGCUCAGAGAAACACGGCUUCACCCUCAGCUUCACUCCACACAGCAAUGAGUUUACUAUCAGCCUCGAUGUCACCAUGACAACCAAAACCACCGGCAUCUGUGGUUCUUGUUCAGAUGAUCAGACUGACUUGUUUCUCCCUGACGGCUCCGUGAGCAGCGACUCGGACGUGAUCCUGCGAGCCUGGGCUCUGGGCGAGUGUGUGGAAAGUGUAACGGAAGUGUGUGAGGUGGGCGUGGCUCAGAGCUGUGAGCUGUUAGCCUCUGAGGUGUUUAGCGAGUGCCAUAAUCUGGUCCCACCUCAGGAAUAUGUGGCGAUGUGCAGGAAGGUGGCGUGUCACCCCUCUAUGGUGUGUGACCUGCUCGCCUCCUACAGCAGUGUGUGUCGUCAGCAGGGAGUUUGUGUUCACUGGAGGACCCCUGACCUGUGCUCCAUGCCUUGCUCGAAGAAUAUGGAGUAUGAUGCAUGUCGUAUAGGGUGUGUGGAGCAGUGUGGCCACGCCCAGUCCCCUCUGGGGGAUGUGGAUUGGAGGGGCGAUGAGAUAGGGGGUGGGACUCAGUGCUGGACCACACCCACUGAAGGCUGCUUCUGUCCUCCUGGUACAGUGCUGCGAGGGGAGGAGUGUGUUAGUCAAGAAGCCUGCAGUCAGUGUGUAGACCACCUUGGACAAGUCCACCAGUUCAUGGAAAGAUGGACUCCAGAUGAUAACCCAUGCUUGCUAUGUUUGUGUUUAGAUCAGCAGCAUAUAAAUUGUACAUCUCUGCCAUGCUCUAAUGCUAAAGCCCCUGUAUGUGGACUGUGUGAGAUCCUGGUUCAGAAAAAGGAGUCAAAGUGCUGCCCCGAGUACGAAUGUGUGUGUGACACAGUGAACUGCAAGCUCUCGGCUCCUCCACCAUGUGGAAAUGGUCUCACCUCCGUCUUGACAAACCCAGGAGAGUGUGCACCUGUCUACCAAUGUGUUUGUAGAAAAGACCAGUGCUCUAUAACCAGGCCCUCAUGCCCCGCCCACAAAAAGCUGUCCAUCAAACAGACUGACUGCUGUGAUUCUUACGAAUGUGUGUGUAGCUGUCAGAACUCCACCCGAGUUUGUCCUCCCGGUUUCAUCACCAAGGAGCUGACCAAUGAGUGUGGCUGUGUGGACGUCACCUGCCUGCCUGAUAAAGUGUGUGUUGUGGAUGGUGUGGUGUAUCAGAGGGGCAGCAGAUGGGAGAAGAAGUGUAAGACGUGUUUGUGCACUGAGCAGACAGACAGAACUGGGCUGCACAUAGCACAGUGUGUGGAUCCUGCCUGCAACCGGAUCUGUCCUCUGGGAUCUACAUAUUAUCAUCCAGAGGGAGAAUGCUGUGGACACUGCCGUAAGAACGGUUGUGUUGAAAAGGAUGCCAAACGUGGAGAAAGACUGAGACAGGUGGGCGAGAGCUGGGUGUCUGCUGAUGAUCAGUGUGUGUUGAGUGAGUGUGUACGAGUGAACGAGGAGGUCUUCAUUCAGCACACAAAUGUGUCCUGCCGCAUCAUGGACAUGCCGACCUGCCCACUGGGUACUGAACUGCGCUGUGACACGUCUGUCAACUGCUGUCCAACCUGCCAAUGUGAGCCUGUGGAUGCCUGCAUGAUGAAUCAUACAGUCAUUGGAGUUGGUGAGAGAGUGAUGGUGGAUGCGUGUACAAACUGUAAGUGUGUGAUCGAGGGAGGAAAAUAUCACCUGGCCUGCAGGAAGAUGAGUUGCUCACCAUGUUCAGAGGGUUACACUCUUGAGCCUUUACCUGGUGCCUGCUGUGGCCGUUGUGUAGCUUCAUCCUGCACCAUCCUGCAACCUGAUGGACAGAUGAUCAGCCUCCGAGUUAACACUACUCGUGAAGACGGCUGCAUUAAACACACAUGCAGUGUGAAUGAGAACGGAGAGCUGGUGCUGGAGACUGUAGUGACCACAUGUCCUCCACUGGACCGAGCCAACUGUCUGGAGCAUGGGGGUCAGAUCAGCCGGAUCGGACAGAGCUGCUGUGAAAUGUGUACUGAGCCUGAGUGCAGGAGGAGAGUGGGUUUGUUGGAUUAUAUCAGGAUUGAUGAUUGUCAGUCAGAGGAGAAACUGGAGCUGAGUUACUGCGAGGGACGGUGCAGCAGCAAGUCUGUGUAUUCUGUGGAGAAGAACCGUGUGGAGAACCAGUGUGUGUGUUGUAGUGCUACAGGAACUUUACCUCUGAGUGUUUCUCUACGCUGUCCAAACGGCACACACACACACCACCAAGUCUUCACUGUUACCGGCUGUGAGUGUGCGAGACACGACUGUCCUGCCGACUGAGACAAACACACACACACACAUUGCAACCUCUCAUGUGUACAACACUGUCACUGUAACCACAUCUCACUCCUUAUCUCAUUAUUAAACACACACUUAAACAACAAUACUUUGAUGAAUCAACUUUUAAUCAAUAAACACAAUUACUAUCUACA